UCCGUCUUUUUACAUCUGAAAAUCACAAACAAAAAAUGGCCGAUAUUGCAACCGCUGAACAGAUCCACGUUCCGACAAAGAAGAAAACCCGAAAGCCACUGAACCCACUAACCCUUUCACAAAAUGAAUCCAAUAUCGUCACAGGAUCGAUCUCUCAGCCAUCAUUGAUACUGCAGAACUCUGCAGGUAAAGAAAACGUGGAUCCCCUUUCACAAAACAAAUCUCUAAAAACCAAGAAAUCAUCAAAAUCAAAAAAGCCAAUACAACCGGAAGUCACAUUCGAAAAAGAAUUUCAAGAAAUGCAAGUGAAACUUGAAAAGAUGACACUCGAGAAACAACAGGUUGAAGAGAUGUUGAAAUUGAAGGAACAAGAACUCGAGUCUUGUAACGAAGAACAAAAAAAGGUUAAAUUGGAGCUUAAAAAGUUGCAGAAAAUGAAAGAAUUCAAACCCACUGUGACACUGCCCCUUUUGCAAUCUGUGAAAGACAAAGAUCAAGUGACCAAGAAGAAGAAGGGUGGCCAAGAUACUAAAAAGCCAGCAACUCCUUACAUUAUGUGGUGCAAGGAGCAUUGGACUGAGGUGAAGAACGAAAACCCAGAUGCAGAGUUCAGUGAAAUAGCAAGCAUUUUGGGUGGGAAAUGGAAGAUGGUAACGCCUGAAGAGAAAAAGCCUUAUGAGGAGAAAUAUCAGAUUGAGAAGGUGGUGUAUUCGAAAAUUGUGGACAACGAAAAGAGAGAAAAUGAAGCUAUGAAGCUCUUGAAUGAAGAACAGAAGCAGAAAACAGCUAUGGAGUUGCUUGAGCAAUAUAUGCAGUUUAAACAAGAAGCUGAGAAUGAGGGAGAUAACAAGAAGAACAAGAAGGAGAAAGAUCCAUUGAAGCCAAAACGUCCAGAGUCUGCGUAUUUCUUGUUUAUAAAGGAGAGGCGCGCUGCUUUGAUUGCUGAAAAUAAGAGUGUUGUGGAGAUUGCUAAGAUAACAGGAGAAGAAUGGAAGAACAUGACAGAGGAGCAAAAAUCUCACUAUGAAAAAAUAGCAAAGGCGAAUAAUGUAAAAUAUACACAAGAAAUGGAAGUUUACAAGCAGAAUAAAGAAGAGGAAGCUGAAAUAGCCAAGAAGGAAGAAGAUGAGCUUUUGAAAGUUUUAAAGCAGGAAGCUUUACAGUUGCUUAGAAAAAAAGAGAAAACCGAAACCAUCAUUAAGAAGACAAAAGAUAAGAAGAACAAAAAGAAGGAAGAGAAGAAAAACAAGAGAAUCGAUGAUCCUAGCAAGCCCAAGCGCCCUCCAUCUUCAUUUCUCCUGUUCAGCAAAGAGACAAGGAAGGAUCUGUCGAAAGAGAAGCCAGGAAUCAGCAAUGCCCAACUCACUGCUCUCAUUUCGGUGAAGUGGAAAGAUUUAAGUGAAGAACAGAAACAGAAAUGGAACAGUGAGGCUGCAGAAGCUAUGGAAAUUUACAAGAAGGAAAUUGCAGAGUAUAACAAGAAUGCUGCAGAGAUCCCUAAUGAUAACUAGCGUUGAUGAUCUUCUAUGAUGUUCAACUGGUUCUGUUGAAUAACAAUUGCGUCUUUUCAUUCAUCAUUACAUAUUACCGCAGCAACUUGAACCGAAGAUCCUUGACAAAGAUGUCUGUUGUCGAGUGGUUUACCAGUUGUUCAAUGUCAGAUUUGUUUGUGUAGACGUGGCCAAACACAACCAAAUUCUAUUACGGACAUUUUGGUUUUACUUGUACCAAAUUUAUCCCCAAUUUGGUUUUUAUCAAAGAUUAGUUUUUAUGUUUGAA
Molecule: messenger RNA, 1779 nt
Organism: Erigeron canadensis
Lineage: Eukaryota; Viridiplantae; Streptophyta; Magnoliopsida; Asterales; Asteraceae
Product: high mobility group B protein 13-like
Exons: 7
Coding region: 36-1511 (491 amino acids)
Molecular function (GO): DNA binding
Source: RefSeq, a predicted model, not a curated record